Molecule: messenger RNA, 4358 nt
Organism: Notolabrus celidotus (New Zealand spotty)
Lineage: Eukaryota; Metazoa; Chordata; Actinopteri; Labriformes; Labridae
Gene: sh3kbp1
Product: SH3-domain kinase binding protein 1
Exons: 21
Coding region: 496-2334 (612 amino acids)
Molecular function (GO): protein binding
Source: RefSeq, a predicted model, not a curated record
UUCUGAGAGCUCUGCUCUUUGUCUGUAUUUGGAUCCUUGUACUGCAAAACCUGACAAAAGCAUUCAAUCUGGCAGUUCAAGUACAGUGUUUUAUUCUACAUAUCACCACCAGAGUUUCAAAACCAGGUUUUGGUGUGAAUAGCUGUGUCCCAUAGUAAGGUAGUGUAGCCUCAUCUAACAGCUCCAGUUAUCUGUAACACUUACUCCUCUUUCCAUGUCAGGGUAUCUCAGCACACAGGAUGAAAAUAAACCCAUUACCUGGGUACAUGUUGGGCAUGGGAAACUUCUCUCCUGAUCUACUAAGAAGCUCAGAAGUGCAACUCACUCAGUGGGUGGAGUUGGAGGCAACAGUCACUUUGAGCUGACCUCCCUGGUUCUGUCAGCGCGGCUGUAGCGGAUCUGUAGCUCUAGCAGGAGGUUCAGACCCCCUUCUAUACCUGGAACAACCACCUUCCCCGUCAACCAACGAGCCUGCAGGAGCACUAAGAGACAUAAAUGGUGGAGGCCGUGGUGGAGUUCGACUAUGAGGCUCAGCAGGACGAUGAGUUGAGCCUGACGGUGGGCGACAUCAUCGUGAACAUACGGCGGGACGAUGGAGGAUGGUGGGAGGGCGAGCUGGGCGGACGCAGGGGGUUGUUCCCCGAUAACUUUGUCAGAGAGAUAAAGAAAGAGGCCAAGAGGGAUGGAGGACAGGCAGGCAUGAUCAGAUCUGAGCUUUCCAAUGGGAGGGCCAGCCCCGUGUCCGACCCCGGCGUACGGCCGGGAAGGAAAGGGGAGCAGAUCCGCAAGCGGAGGUGUAAAGCGGCGUUCAGCUACGUGCCUCAGCAUGAAGACGAGCUAGGGUUGAAAAUAGGAGACAUCAUUGAGAUUAUAGCUGAGGUAGAGGAGGGCUGGUGGGAAGGAAGUCUAAAUGGGAAAACUGGAAUGUUUCCCUCCAAUUUCACCAAAGAAAUCCAGACUGAGUCAGAAACGCCGUCUUUGGACACAUCGCAGGAGGAACUGCGAAGCGGCCGUAUUAGUAAGGACAGCCCGGGCAGUGAGAGCGAUGGAGCAGACAGUCGGUCAGAAACAGGAUCAGGAGAAAUCCAACCCAAGAAGGUCCGAGGGUUUGGCUUUGGGGACAUUUUCAAAGACCAGCCCAUCAAGCUGAGACCGAGGUCUAUGGACAUGGAGUCAGAGGGGGACAAGGUCAACGAGAAAGCAGCGAGUGUCGCUCCUGAGAACAUGAAGACCGAACCUGACGGCAAAGCCAAAGCAGGGCGGGAGCAAUGUAAAGUCCUCUUCCCAUAUGAAGCACAAAAUGAAGACGAGCUUCAACUCAAGGAGGGAGAAAUCGUCAACAUCAUCUCAAAGGAGUGUGCUGAUGCAGGCUGGUGGAUGGGGGAAAUCGGGGGAAGGCAAGGUGUUUUUCCAGAUAACUUUGUUAAGCUGCUAGAGCCGGAGAAAGAGAGACCAAAGAAGCCGCCUCCUCCCAGUGCACCGUCAGCAAAACACAACACAGAGAAAAAGUCCGAGGUCAAGAAGGUUCCUCCUGAGCGGCCUGAACAUCUGCCACAGAGGGACCAGGAUCGAGGUGAAGAGGGGAAGUUUGGAGAAAUCACAAAGCCAAACCUCCCAACCAUCCUCCCAAAGAAACCCCUCCCCCCAAAGACAAGCUCCUCCUCUUCCUCACAACCCCCGCGGCGUCCUGAGAGACCGCCCCCUAUAGCGUGUGAAAGCCCCAAGUCUGAGGGCGGGGCUUCGACACCAGAUUCUGCCCCUGACAGGUCACAUGACACUGAUGUGGACCUGGACGCAGUUGUGUCGUCAACAGAGAAGCUGAGUCACCCGACUGCGUCACGGCCACGAAUCACAGACCGACGGCCUCGCUCACAGAUCAUCACACCAUCUUCCCUGUCCAGUAUUGACAUGGACCCUCCUGCAGUGGAGGAGAGGAAGGACAGAGGGAAGGAGGAGCCAGAGACUGUCCCCCUUAGACCUGUCGAAGUUUCCUUGAGAAAAGCAGUCCCCAAUAUUUCAGCACCUGAUAGCAAAGCACCACUGCCCGCCAAACCCUCUGUCCUGAACCCGCCAAACUCCAGCCACCGCUCCAUUUCUCCGUCUUCCUCCUCGGGUCUGACCCCGUCCCCCGAGCUCCGGCAUUCACCUCUGACCCCCCCGACACUGGAGGAACUCAGGAACCAGCUGAGAGACCUGAGGUCCUCCGUAGAACUGCUGAAGAGCCAGCACAGGCAGGAGAUGAAGCAGCUGUCCAGUGCGUUAGACGAGGAAAAGAAGAUUCGACUUAGUUUACAGAUGGAAGUAGAGCACAUAAAGAAGAACCUGUCAAAAUGAAGAAUUUAUCAUUAUCAUCAGUGCACUCUGCUCGCCACAUCAGACGCCAACAUCUGAGAAAGUUCUCACCGUUGGCCCGAGAAACUUCCGCCAAAACGUUUGUGCCAAACGAUCGUCACGAUCAUCGUCAGCAACAACACAUCACCAUGGGAUCAACCACCUUCCCCCUCCCCACCCCGGCGCCGCCUUAUCCUGUGUUUGCUUUCUUUACUUCCUGUUCAAGAGGCUUCUCUGUUGAGUUUACUGCUUUCUUUUCGUCGAUGCUUGCUGUGCCCCCGGUACUGACUGACCGAGGCCUGUCGCUGUUUUGCCACGACGAUGACUCGGCCGUCAUGGCGGCCUCACUGGUACUUUUUUUGUUUCUCAGUAUGAAGGAAACUCUGAAAACAACCUUCAUGGCCCGGUUGGUUCAGACGACCUCUGUGCUGUUCUGUGUCCACUCUGCGGCCUUUGCCUCAUAUCUGUAACUGUGUGUGUGUGUGUGUGUGUGUGUGUGUGUGUGUGUGUUCUUAUUUUUCUAUCAAAGUGGGGAUUCAAUUUUGAAGCAGGUUGUCCUGACUUCGUAUGCUGAAGUUAGGAUUACGGUUGAUCGAACAUUACUCUCUGAGGCACAUCGUUAGGUUUAGGGUUUCUUCUUCUGCACAUUGAGCUCUAUGUUUCUAUAACACACUGCAGGUGAGUGAAUCUGAAGCAUCAGCCAUUAACAGCACAAGCAUUGACUCCCCCCCCCUGUGACCCUUUCUUCUCAACGUAAUGACUUUUUAAUUUGUGGUCAAAUAUGUUUGCCUGUUUGGAAGUUCAACUUUAAGCAUAUUACAAAAUAUCCUGCCUGAGUAGCGAGUUACACUUGAGGUGCGUUUUUUUAAAGGAAAGACAUUUUGGUUAAAUUUGGUUGUGAUUCUGGGAUGUCAUAUCACAAGAACAACAAUGUACACUAAAUGUAGAGCUAAAAACUAGCUGCUAAGUAGCCUUGCAUUGCAAAAAGACUUGAAACAGAGGGAAACAGCCUGCCAGCACACCUUGAGAUGACAUUUGCUGAAUAUUGUAUAAAACACAAAUGAGUUGAAAAAGUGAGAAUUUGUAAUAAGCAACAGGAAGUACUGUAUCAUAUCUCCAUUAAAGCACAAUAUGUUCAUUUUACACUUUGAACUACAUCAUUUUUGUGCAUACCAGGUGCUGAUUUUCAGAUUUUGCAGAGUUAGAAACCUUUUUUUGAGUCUUUAUCAAAGAAAGCUGCUAUGCUGAGCUAACUGGUUUCAAUACUCCUGGAUAACUCUUGAUAAGAAAGCAAAGAUUUCCCACUGUUUCAAACUAUUUCUUUGACAAAGCUUUGAUGCUUUGUGAUAUUUGGCUGCAAAUCAACAAACAUAUUCACAGAAAAGCACACGGCACUGAUAAAAACACCCCCUUCCUGUGAUUUGUGUUACGUGUAGUGUUGCCUCAUGGACAGAAAUGUUAUCAUUUAUAGCUUUUUUUUUUUUUUUUGCUUUUGCACUUUUGCUCCAUGGCUCCAGAAACCUUAAUAAACCCCACUGUGCUGGUCGCAUCACAUCUCCCUAAAUAUCCAAAACCGAGGUUCAUGUGCAUUCGAUGUUUCUGGUGCUCUUUCGGUAGCAGUUAAAGGGUAACAUUAAGGACAGGGUUUGAGGAAUGUAGUCAUUGAAGGGACCUCCCAGGUUAAUGAAGACAAAAAUGUGUGUGUAUGUAUGUAUGUAUGUGUGUGUGUGUGUGUGUGUGUGUGUGUGUAUGCAUGUAUGUAUGUGUGUGUUUGGGGUAGCAUGUAUGGCUGUUUGCCUCCCUUCCUUAUAUGUGCACAGAAUCUAUGGCAACCCGUCACUGUGGCCUUCCUGUUUUUGACUCCAAAUCUUUGUUUUUUUCUUUCUUUGUUUCUUUCGUAUGACAACAAGAAAACUGCAACAACUGAGGCUACAAGUUGUUUUCUUGACUUGGUCCUUUCUCUCCAGGAUAGUGAUAAAUAUAUACUUUUAUAUUUCAGUGUAAUAAAGAUGCUAUUAUGUACUGUA